GGUUAACUGGACUUAAGACAGCAGCCAGAGGUCCUAAAAGACAGGUUGAGGACAAGUCUUACUUCUUGGGAUCGUUAAGAGGAAAAAUUAAUGAAUUAAAUUUGGAAAUAGCCUCUUUACACAAAAGAUUUUCAUCAGCGGAGGAAGAAAAUGCUGAUUUUGUACAUUAUGAACAAAUGGCGGAAGGAUUAGCUUUAGAAAUAAAAUCUUUG
This is a messenger RNA of Protopolystoma xenopodis, 212 nucleotides long. The record is from the annotation of a GenBank genome assembly. NCBI's taxonomy places the organism in Eukaryota, Metazoa, Platyhelminthes, Monogenea, Polystomatidea, Polystomatidae.